AUGCAAGUCUCCAAGGAUCAAGAGGAGAAGAAGAAACACACCGCCGGUCUCACGGUGGCGUGUUCUCCAAGAAAGCCAAGGGAGAGGAGUUCUAGACCUUUUUCUGAGGCGUUGAGACGCAAGCGACCACCGAUGCUUAACCUAGAGUUGUUUCCUCGGCCUUCACCGUGGUGCAACGUGCCGGUGAAGACGCCGAAGGACGAAGAUGUUGAAGCCGAGAAAGAUGGAGUUUACUCCGUUUACUGCAAGAGAGGGAGACGCAGAUUCAUGGCGAUGGAAGAUAGGUACUCCGCGGCGGUUGAUCUCGACGGUAGUAAGGCUUUCUUCGGCGUUUACGACGGUCACGGUGGCUCCAAAGCGGCGGAGUUCGCGGCGAAGAAUCUCGGUAACAACAUCGAGGCGGCGGUGGAGGCGGCGAGAUCCGGGGAGGAAGGUUACUCGGUCGAGAGAGCGAUAAGAGAGGGUUACCUCAAGACGGACGAGGAGUUCUUGAAAGAAGGCUUGACAGGCGGCGCGUGUUGUGUAACCGCUCUUAUAUCGAACGGUGAGCUUGCGGUUUCAAACGCCGGAGAUUGUCGGGCGGUGAUAAGCCGUGCUGGAGUUGCGGAAGCUCUUACUACCGAUCACAGUCCUAAUCAAGAAAAUGAACUCCAAAGGAUUCGAGCAUCGGGUGGUUAUGUUGACUGUUGUAACGGUGUGUGGAGAAUUCAAUGGACAUUGGCCGUUUCACGAGCAAUUGGAGACGAGUAUCUCAAGAAGUGGGUUAUAGCUGAACCGGAAACAAGAACAUUAAAGAUUAAACCGGAAUCAGAGUUCUUGAUCUUAGCAUCUGAUGGCCUUUGGGAUAAGGUAACGAACCAGGAGGCGGUUGAUGUGGUCCGACCAUACUGCAUAGGCGUGGAGAAUCCAAAGACACUUCCCGCUUGCAAGAAGCUAGCGGAGAUAUCGUCUGCGAAAGGGAGCUUGGAUGAUAUUAGUGUAAUCAUAAUUCAGCUACAACAGUUUGUGGCAUGA
Eruca vesicaria subsp. sativa (arugula) is the source of this 1014-nucleotide messenger RNA. The record is from the annotation of a GenBank genome assembly. Lineage: Eukaryota; Viridiplantae; Streptophyta; Magnoliopsida; Brassicales; Brassicaceae.